AGCGAGUGAGCGGCAGUCGGCCUCAGGCGUGCGCACCGCUCGCUCGCGUCGCCCGCGCUCAACGAACGUACAAAGUUUCUGUGAUGUAACUAAACGUUAUCAAACUGUUUAUACCUAAACCACACAGUUCUGUUGUCCUAGUGUUUACGUUUCGUUUCUGAUUCAGUGUUUAGUGAGGACGGUGAUUUAAAUUUCGAAUUGUGAUGAGUUGACCUAAGUGCAAUAUCAAAUAAAUAAACCCAAAAGUGCAAAACACAGUGCAAUAAUGCCGCGGUGAUGCGUGCGAACAAGUUCAAAAAAGUGAAAUUCAAGUGUCCAAAGUGAAAAUGCUACGUCACGACGCAAAUAUGGACUCAAACUUCCUCACAGCCGACCCGCCACCUAUAACAGAUAUGGAUUAUCAACCAAGAACGGACUUAGCUUCAGAGUAUUUCAACACAUUCAAUCAAAUCUGUGAAAACUACAGACCGGAAUCUGACGUGAAUUUGCGGCAAACUUCGGACUCUUUAAGACUAUCUUCGGAGAUUUUAGAUGGGGUUAGAUCAGAAUUUAUAACGACAGAUUUUUCUGACAAAAUAAAUGAUGUGGAGAAGUUUUUGAAUGAGAAGGAGCAGAUAUUUCAGUUCGGGCAGCCAGAUGCCUCGGCGCUGUUGAGGCAUAGGGCCAGGCGGCGGUUUAACGAGGAACAUGGGCUGCCGCAGGCGGCCACCAGUCAAGAGAGUGGGUACGGCAGCGACGAAUUCGGCCACGACUCACCGAGCCGGUACGCGUCACCAAAAGGAGCUGGUGGGGGCGCGUACCAAGAACCUUACUAUGCGGGCGGUGAAUGGGCGGGCGGGUACUACCAGCCCCCGCCGCCCUACCAACAUGACACAUACGGCGCUUCACCAGGUCUACCGGGCGCGCCGAGCGAGCCCGCGGGGGCGGAGCUCCCCCUGCCGCCGAUGUCGUCGUUCCGCGCCGCCGCGCCCCACCACUCGCCCACCGACAUGCUGGUCUCCAAGCCCCUGCAGCCUAUGUACGCGUCAGCGAGCACACCGGCGGUAGCGGGGGAGGCCGGCAGCCUCUCCUCGUACGGUUCAUCGCCGUCCACCCCCGUGCACUCCCCCCCACCGCUACCGGCGCGGCUGUACCCCCCUCUCAAGCACAGCCCCCACAUGCACCAUCACACACAGGGCCCCAACUGGGUCGCCAGUGGAGUCUCAUCCCCCGGCAGCGCGGGCACGCCGCACCCGCACGGCGUCGUGUUGCCAAACGGCCACCAGCACGUCGCGGUCUUCCCGCCCAAUGUUAUGGGCGCGCCGGCGGAGCAGCGGCAGCUCGACGAGGCCAUGGUGUUCCUUCGGGAGCACUCCGACGUUGGUGGCGCCAGAAUGGAAGAGAGGUUGGAUGACGCCAUCAACGUGCUGCGUAACCACGCGGAAGCCCCCGAGCUAUACCCACAGGAUGUUCACCACCAACCACCAGUAUCGCGGCUGGGCCCCGGCCCGAGCCUUCCGCAGCUGCACGGCGAGCCGCCCGUCAAGAUGGAGCGGCACGUGCUGCCCAACACCAGUACGUAUCCAAAGAAGCGUAAAGAGCCUCCGGAUUCCGGGCUGGACUCCAAACCCUCGUCGUCGGGCUCCGCCGACCUCGCCAAGCCCGGCUCCAAGCGCUCCCGGAGAUACGUCCCCGCCGCGCCGGCCUCCGACUUCGGCCGGUGUCGCCCGGGCCCCGGCCCCGAUGCAAUCUGCUCGUCGGCGGACGAGGACGACGUGGACCCGGACACGAAGGCGGCGCGCGAGAGAGAGCGCCGGCAGGCCAACAACGUGCGAGAAAGCUGUUCGUCGGCGGACGAAGGAGACGACGAGGGCGACCCUCAGGCCAAGGCCAUGCGCGAGAAAGAGAGGCGGCAAGCCAACAAUGCGAGGGAACGGAUAAGAAUACGGGACAUAAACGAAGCGUUGAAGGAGCUCGGGCGCAUGUGCAUGACGCACCUGAAGAGCGACAAGCCACAGACCAAGCUGGGGAUCCUGAACAUGGCGGUGGAAGUCAUCAUGACGCUGGAGCAGCAAGUUAGAGAGCGUAACCUGAACCCCAAAGCCGCCUGUUUGAAACGGCGCGAGGAAGAGAAAGCGGAAGAGGCGCCCAAACUGCUCGCCGCCCCCCUACACCACUAUCAACCCAUGCCGGGCAUGGGCCAACUCCCCGGCCAGCCCCCCUCCGGCCCCCCGCCGCAAUAGCGACGCCCGCCCGCGCCCCCGUGUCGCGCGCCCGACCUACACAUACUAUCACACCAUUAACUGGCUAUUUUAAACCUUACUGCAUAGACAUUAAGGUUCACUGAUGGUCAGCAAGUGCUACCACACGUAGCCGAGGCUUAACUCCAGGCGAGGUAUUGUUGCUCCUCUUGUUUGGUGCCACUUUGGAAUGCACUUUAAAAAGCGUAUAACUAAAGUAUUAAGACUUAGUGCUCGCUAAGUCAAGCGUAAAAAUGUUCGGUGCCGAAAACGCACAUGUGCGUUCGCAUUUAAAAGUUCGGUUUUGGGUAAAGAUAACAAUUUCUCGCCCUUAACGCGCAGUUUUGAUUACUAUCAAACACAAUUAAAGAAACAAGACAAAAAAUACACUGAAUGACAUUUUAUUUGUUACACAUCGGGCACCCUAAAAUGCCAUCUAGUGUAUUUUUAUGUAAUUAACAUUAUUUUCACUGAUUAUAUUUGAAGUGCAUUUUGAAGUUCAUCAAAUAAGACGAGUGGCAAAUAAACUGUAUUGUUUCCCAGGUAGCAAAAUGACGUCAAAUGACGUCAGCGACGUCGUAAUGACGUAAUAAUGCCGUCAUUAUGACGUCGCUGACGUCAUUUUACGUCAUUUUGCUACCUGGGUUUGAAGUUUGAGGUAGCCAACGAAGCUAUUUAAAUGUAGUUAGUGACAAGGAUAACCUAUAGCCAUAUAUCAUUGUCACGGUUAACUUAAUUUAAAUAGAUUAUUGAACACAAAUGUUUUUUUCCUAAGGGACUGUGUUAGUAUCUCGUGCUAUGAUUAUAUGAUUGCCUUGAAGGCACAGGGGUGGACCCUAAAUAUUGGCUUGGUCAGAGCAUUAUUCGAGUGCUAAAUGCUAAUGUAUAGGCUUGGCCUCGCUCGACGACUAUGUGUGUAUUUCUUUUAUUCAUUUAAGUUCAAAUCAAACAUAUUGGAACGGUCCGCGGUCAAUUAUAUGUAAAUAUGAGUUUAGGUUUUUUUCAGAGAAAAUAUUUGUUUGAAAUUGGGUGUUAAAUGCCAUAGACGCAUACGUGUGGUUAAAAGGCAUUGCUAGUGUAUUACUAUAUCGGGUAUAGCAAUGUGUAAGACCAAGUUGGUUUUGCGUAAAAAUAUUUCUGCAAGAAACGUUUGUGGCAAAUGUCAGAAUUUUGUUUUGAUUGAUAAAAAACCUUUACAAAAAGCGGGCUUAACGUGUUUACAUAUUUUUGAUCGCUGACCGUUACGAAAUGUUUGUAAUUGAAUUUUAUUGACUAUUGACAUGUUUAAAUCUUGAAUAUUUAGAAAAUUCCGAAUAAAUAUGAUCAAAUACGUUGAUUAGAAUUUGAAAUAUUUAUUUAUUUUUGUUUUUGUUGUAUUUUUUUGUAAAUUUUAAAGCGUUGUAUUCAAUCAUACAGCACUUUAAUGUAUUUGUAUUUGAAAUCUUAAAAUUAUAAAGAUACACACAUAGUUGCCUUAAUAUUUUUUGAUAAAAAUUGUUUUUAUUUUUUUUACCCAGUGACGAGUUGCUAAAGUCAUUUUAAAACAUUUGUACUUAAAUAUUGGGUUAAAUUGGACUGUUGUCAAAAAAGUAAUCGUCUUUAUUUUGUAUACCUGUAUUACCUGUACAAUAUUUAUGUUUGUUUUUGUGUAUGGCUAGUUCAAAACCUAUUACAGAUAAAUUUGUAUUUAUUAUAUUGGAAAAAAAUAGAAAACAUGUUUUUAUUUGUAUUUUUUUUCUACAAGCUCAUCUGUAUUGGGUUUCUUUGUUUGUUUUUGUCAGUGACUUGGUACUCUCAUAUAUAAUUGGUACAUAAGAAGGCCAAAUGAUGCAUAUGUCCCAAAGAAAGUAGCGGCAUUUACCUCGGACUAUACUAAGUGUAAAAAGGAUAGUUUUCUAAAACACAUCCCCAGAAACGAGAUUAAAAAUGUCUUCACCCCAAAGACAGCAGAAUUGUACAUUACUAGCCUAGCGUAUGUAUAGGUAUAUAUAGCGUAAUUGAUAGUAUAUACGGAAAAAAGAUAUUUUUAAUUACGAUUUUAAAGUUCUUUUUUGCUGCCAUAAGCGUAGUAUAGGCGGAGUUCCGAGUACAUUUUUCAGAUGACGCCUAUAAUACUCAUUUUUGUUUUUGUAAAUGCGUGUUCUAGGCCCUCCCCCCUUUAGUUAUUCGCCACUGCUCUCACCAAAAAUCGCUUGACAAUAAAAUACUCGAAAAUGUACUCGGGAAUCUUGACGUGAUUUUUUUAUUUUCAGUCACGUUUGAUGAUUUCUGAGCAUGCUAAAUCGAGCAUGCUGCAUAGGCCGCUAACUUAAGAUCGUACUUAGAUGAGGACUCCAGUGAUUUUUGGAGCUCUACGGAUUUCGUAGUUAUUUUUUUAUACACGUUUUUUUAGUUUUUAUUCGGUAGCUAUCGGAGAUGAGGCAACUAAACGGAAUUGUUGUGUUACCCUUUUAUUGUAAUAAAAAGAGUUAUAUAUCAUUUGCAUUUACAAUUAACUAAAAUACACGUUAGAAUGUACAGUCUGGCAAAAAAGAGUAGAAAUAAAAAAGUGGCAACACUGUAGUGUCGUCCCUUUCAAAUCAAUCUAAGAAAAACGGGACGACACUACAGUGUUGCCAGUUUUUAAUUUCUACUCUUUUUUGCCAGACCGUAUGGUGGAGCAAGAUCAAACAAAAAUUAUUAGGACGAAAUAUAAACGUUUGUAACCACAAUUUAUUCUAACUUGCCUUCAAUUGUUAUUCUAAAAGUAUAAUAAGAACGUAAUUAUUAAAUUAUAUGACGAAUUAUUAUUUUCAUAUUAAUGUUAUUUUGUUAUUUGAUCUCACGUGAAUUCAAUGUAUUAAAAAUGUUCUCAUUGCCAGUGACGACACAUUGUCGUGAUUUACGUAUACAGUGGAAAAUAUUACGAAUUAAAAUUUGUUUUAGUAUUAUAUUUGUUUGUGUAAGGUAUAUAACUCUUAUUUAUUAGUUUCCCAAAGUAUUUAGGUAUCCCCGGUGAAUGCAUAAUGUAAAUACAUCGCUCAAUAUCGGCCAUACUUUAUUUACAUUCGCUAUUGGCUGGUUUUCAUUUAAGCAUAAUAAAUUAUUAUUAAUUAUUUUGUACCGUAUCAUGACGAUCUUUAUAAGCUCAUCUCUUCGUAAUACCCGACGAGUAUUGUGUGACAGUUAUAAUUUGUACUGGUAUAGUAAUUAUAUUAUGUGUAAAGUAUAUAAUUAAUAGUUGUUUCACACGUCAGAUGUUACGAAGAGUUAUAAUUCGCUCUAAAAUGUAUUAUAUAGAUGUAAGGUCUUUUGACUGCGUUAUAUGAAGACAUCCCGCUAUUGUCGCUUGCAUCGAGUUCAAAUAACUUAGGUUUAGCUUAGUUCACCCUUUUAGUUUAGUUUAGUUGACUUUAUCUUCCAAUUAGAUUACGUUUAAGUUUCUUUUUGACUUGUUUGUGGCUCAGAAGGCACUACACAUCGUCCUGGAGACGUUCGUUUCCGACUCAUGAAGCAUUUGAUCUGUUCCAAUCAAAUGCAUAGUUUAAAAUAUAACAAAAGGUCUAAUUAUAAAAAUGAAUAAUUAUAAUUAAAUAUAAAUGUGCCAUUCAUUUUGCUAA
Molecule: messenger RNA, 5818 nt
Organism: Cydia strobilella
Lineage: Eukaryota; Metazoa; Arthropoda; Insecta; Lepidoptera; Tortricidae
Gene: da
Product: protein daughterless
Exons: 16
Coding region: 327-2222 (631 amino acids)
Biological process (GO): regulation of transcription by RNA polymerase II
Cellular component (GO): chromatin; transcription regulator complex
Molecular function (GO): DNA-binding transcription factor activity, RNA polymerase II-specific; protein dimerization activity; RNA polymerase II cis-regulatory region sequence-specific DNA binding
Source: RefSeq, a predicted model, not a curated record